Esox lucius (northern pike) is the source of this 3196-nucleotide messenger RNA. Its product is annotated as cGMP-dependent protein kinase 1. Gene Ontology annotation, molecular function: cGMP-dependent protein kinase activity; ATP binding. NCBI's taxonomy places the organism in Eukaryota, Metazoa, Chordata, Actinopteri, Esociformes, Esocidae. The record is from RefSeq and is a predicted model, not a curated record. Gene Ontology annotation, biological process: protein phosphorylation.
UGAGUUUUCUACACGAUUCAAUCUUGUGCGUGCCGGCUGCAUUGUUCCUCAGAUUCCUGUAGGCGCUCUUCUCGCCUUGCGGUCUUUCCGGGUCGCAGCCUAAUGCACUCAGGGAGGACCAGCCUGCCUUACCACUGAGACUCUCAGACCGAGAGAGAAAGACAAACUUCAUAUUUCCAGAUUGCUGUGCUCUCGGUGUACACCUUGACAGCCUCCUUAUCUGCUCUGUUUGCCUGUAGAUUUCGCAUCCGUCGCCAACAGAGAACAAGAGAUUUGGCAAUCAAGGACUGGAGGGAAGAUAUAUGUUGAAUGCUGUUGAUGCAGGAUAAAGUUUUCUGUCAGAGUGGAAGAGGAGAAGGAAUUGACUGGAUAGUUUUGGAUAAAGUUUUUUGAAGUCCCCUUUGGUGUUUUUUGAAGUCCCCUUUGGUGUCUGGGAUGAACAUGGGUACAUUGCGCGACCUCCAGUAUGCGCUUCAGGAGAAGAUUGAGGAGUUGCGGCAGAGGGACACGCUCAUUGACGAAUUAGAACUGGAGCUUGACCAGAAAGAUGAGCUGAUACAAAAACUACAGAACGAGCUAGAUAAAUACCGGUCUGUUAUUAAACCCGCCACCCAACAGGUUGUGAAACAGACAGAGCUGCAUGACCAGCAGCGGACCAAGAGACAGGCGAUAUCUGCAGAACCCACUGCCUUCGACAUCCAGGAUCUCAGCCAUGUCACGCUGCCCUUCUACCCCAAAAGCCCACAGUCCAAAGACCUGAUCAAGGAUGCCAUCUUGGACAAUGACUUCAUGAAGAACCUAGAGCUGUCUCAGAUCCAGGAGAUCGUUGACUGCAUACCUGUGGAGUAUGGCAAGACAGCUGCAUCAUCAGGAGGCGACGUGGGCUCACUGGUCUAUGUACUCCAUUAUGGUAGAGUGGAGGUGACUAAGGAGAGCAUGAAGCUAUGCACAAUGGGACCUGGAAAGGUGUUUGGAGAGCUCGCCAUCCUCUACAACUGUACCCGGACCGCAACUGUCAAGACUCUCACCAAUGUGAAGUUAUGGGCCAUAGACCGACAAUGCUUUCAGACUAUUAUGAUGCGGACAGGCCUGAUCAAACAAACAGAAUAUAUGGAGUUUUUAAAAAGUGUUCCAACAUUCCACGACCUUCCAGAGGAGAUUCUAAGCAAGCUAGCAGAUGUCCUUGAGGAGACACACUAUGAAGAUGGAGAGUACAUUGUGAGACAGGGAGCCACCGGAGACACCUUCUUCAUCAUCAGUAAGGGAAUGGUGAAUGUGACCAGGGAAGACAAACCCAAUGGGGAUCCUGUUUACCUUCGCAGUAUGGGAAAGGGAGACUGGUUUGGAGAGAAGGCACUGCAGGGGGAGGACAUCCGGACAGCAAAUGUCAUUGCUGCAGAAACGGUUACAUGUCUGGUCAUUGACAGAGACUCAUUCAAGCACCUGAUUGGAGGGUUAGAAGAGGUGUCCAAUAAAGGCUGUGAAGAUGCUGAGGCCAAUGCUAGGUACGAAGCAGAGAGCGCUUUCUUCUUCAACCUCAACCUCACUGACUUCAACAUAAUCGACACGCUGGGGGUUGGUGGCUUCGGCCGCGUAGAGCUGGUCCAACUGAAGAGUGAUGAGGCCAAGACCUUUGCCAUGAAAAUCCUAAAGAAGCGUCACAUUAUUGACACGCGGCAGCAGGAGCACAUCCGCUCUGAGAAACUCAUUAUGCAGGAGGCCCACUCUGACUUCAUUGUCAGACUGUACAGAACAUUUAAGGACAGUAAGUACCUCUACAUGCUGAUGGAGGCUUGUCUGGGAGGAGAGCUGUGGACCAUUCUUCGAGACCGGGGUUCAUUUGAGGACUCCACCACCAGGUUCUACACAGCGUGUGUGGUAGAAGCAUUCGCCUACCUGCAUUCCAAAGGGAUCAUCUACAGAGACCUCAAACCAGAGAACCUUAUACUGGACCACAGGGGCUACGCUAAGCUAGUGGACUUUGGAUUUGCCAAGAAGAUAGGGUUUGGGAAGAAGACAUGGACGUUCUGUGGUACACCCGAAUAUGUGGCUCCAGAAAUUAUUCUGAACAAAGGCCAUGACAUCUCAGCGGACUACUGGUCCCUAGGAAUCCUCAUGUUUGAGCUCCUCACUGGCAGCCCUCCUUUCUCUGGGCCUGACCCCAUGAAGACCUAUAACAUUAUCUUAAGGGGCAUUGAUAUGAUCGAAUUUCCAAAGAAAAUUACCAAAAAUGCUGCCAACUUAAUAAAAAAACUAUGCAGGGACAAUCCUUCGGAACGACUGGGUAACUUGAAAAACGGUGUCAAAGACAUCCAAAAGCACAAAUGGUUUGAGGGCUUUAAUGGGGAAGGUCUGCGGAAGGGAACACUAACACCCCCCAUCAUCCCUAAUGUGACAUCUUCAACAGACACAAGUAACUUUGACAGCUUCCCAGAGGACAGUGAAGACCCUCCCCCAGAUGACAACUCUGGCUGGGACAACGAUUUUUAAACAUAUUUUCAUUUCCGUUGUGUUACUGGCCUAGUGCCCUACUUCAGGAUAUAGCUACAUUCUAAAGACUGCAAUUAAGAGGAGAGGACGAGGAAGAAGAGGACCACAACUGCUUUCGGUCACCGAUAUGCCUUCGCUACAUGCGGCUCUGGGACUAGCAUUUAAUUACCACUGCACUUCUUCAGUGUUCUCACUCACGUGCACACGCAAGCGCACAUGUGCACACACAUUUUAACAUACACAUGUGAAAAGAUUUUUCUAAAUCCACAAUCCUCAAAGUGAAAUGAAAAUGGGAUUCAGACAUUACAAAGGUUGUUCUGUGCAUCGACAGUCAAACAUACAAAUAAGCGCCUUUGUCUCCUCACAACAUGUACAUGCAAGGAAACAUGCAAACGCAGAAACACAUGCAAGCAAAUACAUGUGCAAGCAAAUGAACACACACACACACACACCUGGAGCUAAAGCAAUGCCUAUUCAUUUAGCAGAGAGAAUGUGUGAGAAUGAGAGUGUAUGUACUAUAUAUCAGGAUAUAUAGAACACUCCAAACAAUAAAAUUGUUGAAUAUUUAGGAUGGGUGAUUACUGUUCUGUUGCUGUCACACACCUGCACGGCUCUUCAAAGGUUGGUCACAGAGACAGUCUGGGUCUGUGUUUGGAAGGCUUCCCAUUUGCACCCUGUUUUCUUUGAAUAAAAAUGAUGAAUGUGA